Molecule: messenger RNA, 450 nt
Organism: Zophobas morio
Lineage: Eukaryota; Metazoa; Arthropoda; Insecta; Coleoptera; Tenebrionidae
Gene: Snapin
Product: SNAPIN protein homolog
Exons: 2
Coding region: 40-450 (136 amino acids)
Biological process (GO): lysosome localization; regulation of synaptic vesicle exocytosis; synaptic vesicle exocytosis
Cellular component (GO): BORC complex; synaptic vesicle; BLOC-1 complex
Molecular function (GO): SNARE binding
Source: RefSeq, a predicted model, not a curated record
CUGUUUUCACUUGUCACUUGUCAGUAAAGUGAGGUUAAGAUGGACGUGGACACAGAAAGUACAGCGACUUCAAUCGACGAAAAUACCGAGAAUUUCUGCGAUAACCCCACGCGAGACACGCUAGCGGAGGGUCUUAUGGGGCUGAUCAAGCCCACGGUGGACCAGCUUGACGAACGAGUGCGUGCAACAAGAAUUUCGCAGCUUGAGCUCAAACAGUGCAUUGAAUCCCUUCACGAAGAGCUCAAAAAAAUCAACGACAACCAACAAUCAACCGUCGAUCUCGACGUCUACGUUAAGAAGUUGAUUAAUGCCAAACAGCGCGUAACAGUUUUAUCCAACAUCUUGCAGAACGUGCAAGACAGGCUGAACAAAGUGCACGCUUCCAUUGAGAAAGAAACAGUAAAACGGAAGAUUAUCUUGAAUAAUACUAUUGAGGAUCAAUCGCCAUAA